AUUCCCGGUGGCGGCGGACGGCCUGCAGAAAUGUGCAAAUUUAGUUCGACAAACAAUCGCGCAAUUAAUUGGAAAUAAUUGCGGAAUUCAUUGCGCGUCAACCGCAGAAAAUAUUUAUGCGAAUUUUUGAUUACGAUUCGCGGUAAAAGCCCUUUGAGCGAUGUGGUUCGUGAAAAUGAUUUCAACAGAAGCGAGUUUUCCACUUGGCUUCAUCCUAACGAGCUUGCUAUUGGCAUUUCCCGGUUGCCGAGGAGAGAGAACGAAUGUGGGUCUCGUCUAUGAGAACACCGAUCCGGAUCUCGAGAAGAUCUUCCACCUGGCCAUCAGCAAGGCGAAUGAGGAGAAUGAGGAUCUGCAACUGCACGGCGUGUCCGUCUCCAUUGAGCCGGGAAACUCCUUCGAAACCUCCAAGAAGCUCUGCAAAAUGCUAAGGCAAAAUCUGGUGGCAGUUUUCGGACCCACCUCGAAUCUGGCCGCCCGUCACGCGAUGAGCAUCUGCGACGCCAAGGAGCUGCCAUUUUUGGACACGCGCUGGGAUUUUGGGGCCCAGCUGCCGACCAUCAAUCUGCACCCACAUCCAGCCACGCUGGGCGUGGCCCUGCGGGAUAUGGUGGUGGCCCUGGGCUGGGAGAGCUUCACCAUUAUCUACGAGUCGGGCGAGUACUUGCCCACCGUGCGAGAGCUGCUGCAGAUGUACGGCACCGCUGGUCCCACGGUCACGGUCCGUCGCUAUGAGCUGGAUCUGAACGGCAACUACCGGAAUGUACUGCGGCGUAUACGCAAUGCGGAUGAUUUCUCGUUUGUGGUUGUCGGAUCCAUGGCCACUCUGCCAGAGUUCUUCAAGCAAGCCCAGCAGGUGGGUCUGGUGACCAGCGACUACCGCUAUAUUAUCGGCAACCUGGACUGGCACACCAUGGACCUGGAGCCGUACCAACACGCCGGAACCAACAUCACGGGUCUGCGCCUCGUCUCUCCGGAUAGCGAACAGGUGCAGGAGGUGGCUAAGGCACUCUACGAGAGCGAGGAACCCUUCCAAAACGUGUCCUGCCCCCUGACCAACAGCAUGGCCCUGGUCUACGAUGGCGUCCAGCUUCUGGCCGAGACCUACAAGCAUGUGAACUUCCGGCCCGUGGCCCUCAGUUGUAACGAUGACAGUGCCUGGGACAAGGGCUACACGCUCGUCAACUACAUGAAGUCGCUAACGCUGAAUGGCCUCACGGGACCCAUUCGGUUUGACUACGAGGGACUCCGCACGGAUUUCAAGCUGGAAGUCAUUGAGCUGGCCGUUUCGGGUAUGCAGAAAAUCGGGCAAUGGAGCGGCGAGGAUGGCUUCCAGGAGAAUCGUCCUGCCCCGGCACACUCCCUGGAGCCGGAUAUGCGUUCGCUGGUGAACAAAAGCUUCGUCGUCAUCACGGCCAUUAGUGAACCCUAUGGCAUGCUAAAGGAGACCUCCGAGAAGCUGGAGGGCAACGAUCAGUUUGAGGGCUUCGGCAUCGAACUAAUUGACGAGCUGUCCAAGAAGCUGGGAUUCUCCUACACAUGGCGCCUCCAGGAGGACAACAAGUAUGGUGGAAUCGAUCCCAAAACAGGCGAAUGGAAUGGCAUGUUGCGUGAGAUAAUUGACAGUCGCGCUGACAUGGGCAUUACGGAUCUGACCAUGACAUCGGAACGAGAGAGCGGAGUCGACUUCACCAUACCCUUUAUGAGUCUGGGAAUCGGCAUCCUCUUUCGCAAACCGAUGAAGGAGCCACCGAAGCUGUUCUCCUUCAUGUCCCCGUUUUCAGGAGAGGUUUGGCUCUGGCUGGGUCUGGCCUACAUGGGCGUAUCCAUCAGCAUGUUCGUGCUGGGAAGGCUAUCUCCGGCGGAGUGGGACAAUCCGUAUCCCUGCAUUGAGGAGCCAACGGAAUUGGAGAAUCAGUUUAGUUUCGCCAACUGUCUAUGGUUCUCCAUAGGUGCUCUACUUCAGCAAGGAUCUGAACUGGCUCCCAAGGCUUACUCCACUCGGGCCGUGGCCGCUUCCUGGUGGUUCUUCACAUUGAUUUUGGUCUCCUCUUACACUGCUAAUCUGGCGGCUUUCCUCACUGUAGAGUCUUUGGUAACGCCCAUCAAUGAUGCGGAUGACCUAUCGAAGAACAAGGGCGGUGUAAACUACGGGGCCAAAAUUGGGGGAGCUACCUUUAACUUCUUUAAGGAAUCAAACUAUCCCACCUACCAGCGGAUGUACGAGUUCAUGAGGGAUAAUCCCCAGUACAUGACCAACACCAACCAGGAGGGAGUUGAUCGCGUGGAGAACUCCAACUACGCCUUUCUCAUGGAGUCCACCACCAUUGAGUAUAUCACAGAGCGCCGAUGCACGCUCACUCAGGUGGGAGCAUUGCUGGACGAGAAGGGAUACGGGAUAGCCAUGCGAAAGAACUGGCCGUACAGGGACACGUUGAGCCAGGCUGUUCUAGAGAUGCAGGAGCAGGGUCUGCUGACCAAGAUGAAGACCAAGUGGUGGCAGGAGAAGCGCGGCGGGGGAGCUUGUUCGGUAAGUGAUCAGCCUAAUCUCAAUCUCUGGCAGCUCGUGCAUGUGUGGGUGUGUGCAGGACGCGGACGAGGACUCUGGCGCCGUGGCCCUGGAGAUUAGUAACCUGGGCGGUGUUUUCCUGGUGAUGGGAGUCGGCUCCUUCUUUGGCAUCUUUGUCUCCCUGCUCGAGAUGGUGCUGGGCGUUAAGGAGCGCAGCGAUGAGAACCAGGUAUCCGCCAGGAUAUAUUCCAGCUUCGAGAAUACCCCGCCUCACGAUCCGAUUAGCUGGCCUGCCUUUUUUUGCACACACACUUGAAAACAUUUACAUCUCCGACAUCCUCCGAAAAACCCACAGGAAGCCCCAGACUCGGAUGCCUCCUCGCUGGGAUUCGCCAAUUUGGGCGGCGUCUACCUUGUCAUGUUUGUGGGCAGCUGUUUUGGCAGUAUUUACGGCUUGGUCAACUGCGUGGUGAGCGUCUACUUGAGAGCGCGGGAGAACAAGGUAACGCGGAUGGAGACCUAUAAAUAUAUUCCAAUGUUUCGUGACUAAAAGUGGCGGAGAAAAGGUCGCCCUAACGGAUUCGUUUCAUCAGCUUCCCAGAACGACAGCUCGGAGCCAUAAAUACAUUCACCACCUUUUCAUUUGUGUCGUCUUUAAUAUUUCAAUUUUCCUAAUCUCGUUAUGUUGUCUACUACAAUGCCUUGUUCAUGAAUGCUUUAUGAUAGAUUUCAUCCGCAUGCUACUUUCGCCCUUCCAUCAGUAAAGAGUUUACUUAACAUCAACACUUUCAUAUCGGCAGGUGAGCUUCAAGACGGAACUUCUCGACGAGAUCCGCUUCAUUUUACAAUGCUCCGGCAAUACCAAAGCGGUGAAGUAUCCGAAAAACUCUUCGCGAUCGAAUGCCAGCUCGAAAUCGAAAGGCUCUUCCAUGUCAGUGGAUUCAUUGCCCGAGGAUACCUCAGAAGCUGACGCAUCUGGCAAGCAUAACCAUGGCAAAAAGUAAAUUUACCAAGCGAUUAUAUCGCUUGUUCACACAGUGAAAUCUCAUGUACGGAAAUUUAAAAUAAAAAAACAACAGAGAAUGCUAUAGUCGAGUUCGCCGACUAUCAGAUAGUGGAAAUGCAAACGCG
Messenger RNA from Drosophila melanogaster (fruit fly), 3640 nucleotides. RefSeq names its product grik (gene Grik). Gene Ontology annotation, cellular component: plasma membrane; membrane. The transcript has 11 exons. The record is from RefSeq and is marked reviewed. Gene Ontology annotation, biological process: sensory perception; regulation of postsynaptic membrane potential; ionotropic glutamate receptor signaling pathway. NCBI's taxonomy places the organism in Eukaryota, Metazoa, Arthropoda, Insecta, Diptera, Drosophilidae. Gene Ontology annotation, molecular function: monoatomic ion channel activity; signaling receptor activity; ligand-gated monoatomic ion channel activity. The coding region runs from base 161 to 2629 and encodes 822 amino acids.